Messenger RNA from Tuber aestivum (summer truffle), 3245 nucleotides. The record is from the annotation of a GenBank genome assembly. NCBI's taxonomy places the organism in Eukaryota, Fungi, Ascomycota, Pezizomycetes, Pezizales, Tuberaceae.
AUGACCUCCGAUACUGCCCCAGGAGUUCAACACCGUGAAGGCCUUCAUCCGACUCCUACAGUUGCUGCGACACCUCACCUCCACCCCGCCCAUGAGCUCCAUCCUCCCGAGGUCGCUCCGGGAGACAAACUUUUGAAGAACGGCACCUCCGGUGAACCUCAGGAAAGCUUGAAGAGGUGCUACGGAGUGGGGGAAGGUGACACGGGGCAAGAUGGGUCGGUGGGGAGUGCUAAUGGAAGUCGGGACAGUAAUUCAAGCUCGAUCGACCCGAUAGUUCCCCUUCAACAAACAUCGUCAACAGCUUCGUCCGAAAAUUCUUGGUUGUCCAUGGCGGACGAACCGCAGCAGCUCCCUACUUCAGAGCCAACCAAAAGCAAAGAUAAACUCCGGGCUGUUGGGACACCUAUUACUGAAGUUGACAAGGUUCUUAAGCUCUCGCCUACUCGGCUGGGGGAGCUUGUAAGCGAUAACCCAGGACCACCAGUUUUACUUCGUCCAGCUUCUCCAAUAUUCACCCGUUUACCUGCACCGCCCGAACUGCCAGGAGCACCUAGGUCGCGCCACAGGUCGGCAACAAACCCACUCAGUACCUCACCAGUGACCUUUAAGGUCUCAUCGACUGCGCGUCCCCAUCUCGCACCCCAGGAGCGCACACUUUCAGCUCUUCCGGGGAUGAAACGGUCAAGGUCCUCCCCACGCGCAUUGCAACUUAACACCCAAAGUUCCAAUAACCGGCCACCCCAGCAGCAACGAGGACGAGCCACCGAGAAGCCAGGAGUUCCAAUUUCUCCCCAAAAAACAUUCGAUACAUUUUCCCCAGCGCUGCAUUUUGGCUCCGAUGGCGCUAACGACCCAGCAUCAGCAAAACCCGCAAACAAUUCAGUGCAUACAAAUCGAGAGAACGGGGUAGUUUCCUCGGCGCAGUCUCACCCCCCCACGACUACACACCUUUUGAAAACCGCCACGCCUACACCCGCAUCGUUCCCACCCUUACCUAUACAAAGAUACCUUUCUCUAGCUCUCUCCUCACCAACAUCCUCAAGCGCUCCCCCAUCUAUGAACUUUACAUCCGAGCCACCAGCAAGACUACAUCAGCAGACGCAGACCUACGGCCCGCCACAGCACCAUCCAGACGACACGGCAGAGAUUGCAAUAGAGCGAAUCAUGAACGUUCUUCUCCUUCCACCCAAGCUUGAGGGUGCGCUUUGGUUUGGGGCACUUGCUUGCUUAGAUAGUUGGCUAUACAUGUUUACGAUAUUGCCACUGCGAUUCAUGCGAGCUCUGGGCUUACUCUGUACGUUUUGGUGGGGGGGGUUAAUGGGGUAUUGCACGCGUAGCAGAAGAGAUGUGAAAGAUCACAGACCUAGAAGCAGGGGUAGUAGCAACAUAACUAAAGGAGAUGUGAACAAGUGGGAGAAACCCAAGAGAGAUAAACCUCUUAGUUCUAGGAGGAAGGCGGCGAGGGUUUCCGACCUUUUGCCUAGCCACAAGGCAGAUAUAUUAAGAGGAUUAGUGGUUUUUUGCACAUGUUGGAUACUCAUGAGGUUCGACGCUAGUCGAAUGUAUCAUUCAAUCAGAGGCCAGAACGGUGUCAAACUAUAUGUCAUAUAUAACAUGUUAGAGGUUUGGGAACCUCCCCGAUUUUCCAGAUCAAACAUCUGCUAAUUCCAUAGAACCCGAUAGAUUAGCGAUAAGUUAUGCUCCGCAUUAGGGCAGGACAUUUUUGAAUGCCUCUUCUCUAAAGAGACACUUGAACGGGGGUCGGACGGUCGUAGCAAGUUAUUGAGGCCCUUUGGAUUCUUCCUGUUAGGCCUAGCUUAUAAUAGUAACAUCUUUCCGUGCCCCACGCCGAAUAUUGGAUCCGUGAGCUAACAUGCAACCACAGCGGCUCACUCCACGGCUCUAUUCUAUCAAGUUAUUACCCUCAAUGUCGCUGUGAACUCAUAUUCUAACGCUCUCGUUACACUUAUCCUCUCGGUCCAAUUUGUCGAGAUCAAAUCCACUGUCUUCAAAAAAUUUGAGAAAGAAAACCUCUUUCAACUGACCUGUGCCGACAUUGUUGAGCGGUUUCAGCUAUGGUUGAUGCUGAUUAUAAUAGCGUCACGGAAUCUCGUCGAAACAGGCGUGUGGUCGUUAGCCGGACCGGACACCUCCAGUGCCAGUGGAGCGGGUGUAAUGCCCAAGAGCUUCACCCUGUUCCCCAAAUGGACUGGCCAAGUGAUCGGGCCAUUCCUUCUAGUUCUUGGAAGCGAAAUGCUCGUCGACUGGCUAAAGCAUGCAUACAUCACCAAAUUCAACAAUACCCGCCCAGCUGUAUAUGAAAGAUUCCUAGACGUUCUUUCCAAAGACUACUACUCUCAUGUAUCCCCCCUUUUUUUCAAACUCUGUCCACAAGCUAAUGGUAAGCAGGCGUUCGCCGAUCAAAACCUAACAAAGCGGCUUGGCCUGCCGGUGAUCCCCCUGGCUUGUCUCUUCAUCCGUGCUAGCCUCCAAACGUAUCAAAUGUUCCUAGCAACACAAGUCCCACUUCCUAUGCCCUCAACAACAACCUCUCUGAGCGAAUCCCACACAUCCCGCACUACAACCGAAGCUUUAACAAACAUCGAUGUCCUCCUCCGCCGAGCCCUCGGCCAUUCUCCGACCUCGCUUCCCACCUCCCUGCCCGACAACCUUGUGGCAACCGCCAUGUUAUUAAUAUUCUUUAUCGGCUUCUUCCUCGUUUUCCUUGUCCUCAAAAUUGUCCUCGGGAUAUGUCUACUGAGCUUCGCCAGACGAAGGUAUAAGGGCAUGAAGGACCGGGAAAGAAUGAAUUUCCUGACCGGCGCCAGAAGGGUAGGCGGGUUCGGCACCAUUGAGGUUAAUGAGGACCAAAAGAAAUGGAUUUACGCCGAUGACCCCGAGGGGGCAAGUUUAGCACGAGAGAGGGAUUCAAGGCCGAUCCCACCGGGUCCAGGGUUGGAAACUGUGAAGAGGUAUAGCAUGGCGGCGAAGAGGAUUUGGUGAUGGGUACAGAUAUUCCUGGUGCCCGUUUUUGUCUUUUUCUUUCCUUGUACCAUUCGGGGCUUCGAUGCAUUGUAAAAUUCACUUCAUCUGAAUUUCAAGGGCCAGUUGACUGGGUGUAUGUACUAUUACGGCAGCUAUCUUUCAAUUUUCUUGUAACAUGGGGCAUGCGUCUGUGAGGAUACAGCACAGCUGUGGACUCGACGGCAGCAAGAAUCCUGAUAAUGAUUUAGUGUUUUCUCCGC